Messenger RNA from Acanthaster planci (crown-of-thorns starfish), 2747 nucleotides. RefSeq lists its product as uncharacterized. The record is from RefSeq and is a predicted model, not a curated record. Gene Ontology annotation, molecular function: protein binding. Gene Ontology annotation, biological process: signal transduction. NCBI's taxonomy places the organism in Eukaryota, Metazoa, Echinodermata, Asteroidea, Valvatida, Acanthasteridae.
AUACUUGGGAAUAAUAAAAACAUAAUGCUGACAACUAAUUGGCGUUAAUUUGUGCCAGGAACUGAGGGGUUGGGUAGGAGGAUGGCUUGCAAGGCCAUGGAAUUUGAAAAGCGGAAAGGGGAGGGGUGUUGACAUCAUAAUGGGGGCGAUGUUCAUGAUAUGCAUGAACUUGUAAUAUAAACCUCUGCACUGAACACAUUUUGGUUAGUGGGAAGUCUGACCACUUCUCCACAACCACCCUUAUUUUUUGCCACGAAAUAGUGGGUGGGGGUUGAUUCAACAGUACCCCCCCCCCUCAAAAUAUGGGGAAAAUGUCGUACACUCCAUUCUGCGAAAUUUGCGCCGAUUUAACUACAUGUGAGUAAAAAAUUUCAUCAGCUGAAAUUUGGGAAAGAAAAUGGAAGAUCAACUUAAAGACGGUCUUCAGGAAAACUCCUCACUGCACUGGACUGCGAACUCAGAGCUCUUAUGAAGGAAAACGAAACAAGUCAAGAAAACAAAACAAAACGCAAUGUCUACUCGAUUUAAGCUAUAUGAAAUCUUAAACUGACUUAGUAACUGGAAUAAUUAGCUCCAAAACAAAUGCUUCUAUUCUCAACCUUGUGUAACUGCACUCAUCGUGCUGGAGGCAAGGGCAGUGCACAAGUUAAGCCGCUAUACUGUAACUUUGGUUGAAGCGGUUGACUUAUUACGGAUUACAAAACCGCAGCCAAGAACGCUGUUGCUAUGGUCCCGCUGGUGUCAAUUGUGGUGGCGCUCAAAACCAUGCAUGCACAACCCAACUGUCAAUAAUUUGCCGGCCUAACACACGCACAUGUACAUGUACACUGGUGUUCGGGGACGUGGGCACACAGCAGUACGGUAGCCACAGGUCAUGGACAAGUCUUUCAACUUGUUUAUCGUGUACCUCCACAGAAUAGGAUGCAGCAUGACGACCUACCGUAACUCUUCGCUCCAGUAAAUGACAAAAACUGUGACAGUCUCUCGUUUCUUCCGGCCCCUGGGGACGCCCAUUACUUGUCUAGGGCGUAGUAGGCGGACUGAAACGCUCAAGCCCCGGCUAUGGAAAUGAAUACCACUAACAAGGUGGAGGAAUGCCACCAACUCCUCCAGAGCCACCGCCCCUCCCUGGUUGGCCAGGUCGUAGCCCUGGACAUGCUCCUGCACUUCAAGGAGCACAUGGUGGUGGACGUGGACAAGGCCAAGGACAUCCGGCGCCAGGGCAAAGGCUACAAUCGCGAGAUCAACCAGGCUAUUAUCGCCGAGCUGAUGACGAGGGGCACCAGGGAAGUUGAGGUCUACCAGCUGGGCUUGCGCAAGAUGAACCUCAAUCUGCUGGCCGAUCUCUUGGAGCAGAAACACUUCACAAAAAUGAUGCACGUCUUUGAGCCGGUGUCCAAGCGGCUCGGACACCACUGGAAGCACCUGUCCGUGGAGCUGGGCAUGCCGGGCAUUGUGCCCAAGAUCGAGUCCAAGUACGUCAGGGUCCGAGAGCAGGCCCUGUACUUCCUGCUGGUGUGGGAAGAGACGGCGGGCAUAGGGGCCACCAUCAACCGCCUGGUGGAGGGGCUGGAACGAUGCGGGAUGAAACAGAUAGUCUUGUACGUCAAAAAGGUGAUUCAAGGGAAGAAUGUGAAGAAAGGAAAGAAGAAAAAGAAAGGAUCAGGAAAAAGUCGGGCUUCCACUGGCACCAGAAGGUAACCUAUGCUGGGCUUCAUUCACCAAUGAAGCUGGAUCAGAUCAAUGUGGAAUAGUUCUACGGUGUAGAAUGGUGCUGUGGCGUAAUCUGCUGUCUUAAGGAAGUGUCUUCAACCGGCUGGUCCAAAACAAUCAUGUGAUGGGUCUCAAUAACCAACAAAGCUUACCAGGUUCAAUGUGGAAAUAGUCUCGUGGAAGUUGUCUUGAUGCAAACAAUCUGCUGCAUCUUAAAAAGUAUCCUAAAACUUGGCAAGCCCCAAAGGUUACCAAUUAAAGUGGGCUUCAUUCAAAGUUCAAAUGUGAAAGUUCUCUACUGAGUGGAAUGCAAUGGAACACCCUACGCUGUCUUGCUGGGGCAUCUACCGAAUGUUCCAGAUCCUUUCAGAAACCAUUUUCUGGAUGUUGGAACGCAACAGGUGGCAGGUAGGAACAAGUGGUGUCUCUAGCCUGUUCCAACCCACCUUUGUAACACGUAAUGAGCUGUUUUCGCCUAAGUGUCAGGCAUAUAUGCAAAAGUCGCAAUAGAGAAAUGUAUGUGGCCGAUAUUGUUAGAAGGCAAUACCACAAUAUCUGGCUGUUCUCAGUUGAAAAACAGCGCGUUCCUAAGCAAUCCAAGUUUUGAGAUGCUAAAUCUUCCGACUUGUGAUUCUGUGCACAUCAAAGUUUGAAUGCCAAGUGAAAUGAUGAUGUGUGUGUUGUUUGGCUGUACAAGCAUUGUAUCUUCACACAGCACAGAGUGUGCAAAAGAUAAACCUGAACAAAUAAACUGAACAAAUAGCUUGAACUUUUCACUCCCAUCAAGUUGGUAGAUCAACUACAGUUGUUGACAAUUUCUCUUCUGCAGCACGUUGUGGGAUAUUAUACGAAAUACUAAAAUGUCACAGAAACCGCACAGAAGAUUGGCAUUACUUUCAUGUUUAAGUAACUGUUGCAAUUCUUUCCAAUUCAUUUACCAGCAUGUGUUACUACCGAAGAUCGUAUAGCGCCGUGUAGCGGCGCAAGAUGGAGAACUUUAAUACAAAUACACGUAAAACGUUGUAAUCACACUG